Molecule: messenger RNA, 1206 nt
Organism: Orbilia oligospora ATCC 24927
Lineage: Eukaryota; Fungi; Ascomycota; Orbiliomycetes; Orbiliales; Orbiliaceae
Exons: 8
Coding region: 1-1206 (401 amino acids)
Source: RefSeq, a predicted model, not a curated record
AUGAGCCAACAUUCGCGUACAAGUUACACAAAAAACUCGAUCGAUUCGCAGACUCCGCUGCCCGUCAAAGUCUUGGAGCAAAGUACAACAGAUAGCCGCGAUUGGGAAUAUAGAGAAACCGAUAUCAAUGAGAGUAUAACCGAUCCGAGAAUUCAAAAUAUCCCAACUUUUGUAUUCGCCAAUUCUGAUGUACUUAGGGGAGGCGCACUGGAUCUUCGAGCUAGACUUGAGGGUUACUAUGGUAUGCCCACAGAUAUUUGGUCAGACACGCAAUGGGAGUCAAAUGGGUUUUUCGGGUGCGCUGGCGACGAACGAGUCCGUCAUAAAACAUGGUUCCGCUUCCUCAUAAAGAUGGUCGUGCAAAAGAAAAAUAAAGAAACCGGUUACAUAGAAACGACGGCUUUCGGCAACCCUCAGUAUGACUAUUACUGGCACAAAAUGGGAUUCUUUAGUACAUGGUCCCCGAAAGGUCACCGGAGUAUACUUUGCCUGGACUGCCCGCCAGAGUUCGUGGGCCAUAUCCACAAGUCUCUGUCUAGCGUUGGCGGUGAAAGUUUUCAUAUUGAUCCUUAUUGUUUCCAUCCGUUUAUCGUCGGUGGGGUAGUCAGCACUUUCGAUGCCUCAAUUUGGGCGCUUCGCGAUCUUGUCCGGAUGACAGAAAAGAACCGAAAACGAGACGAAAAAAUGGCUGACUAUGAAGACCAUUUUGACUAUCUCCACGAAAUCUCCAGACACGUGAAUCAUUCUGGGGAAACUCUAACAGUGGCAACUGAAGUCAUGUCGAAGAUGGUUCACAGACAUGGGACUCUUUUGGCCCGUGCAGAAGGUGCUCCGGAUUUACACCGGGAUGCUAUCAUGCAGGUUGAUGAUAAUUUGGAUUUUUACCAAGGCUUGCUGUUUGGUUUUAAAUGCCGAUGCGAGUCCAUGCAACAGCGACACCAGAGUGAAAUUUCCCUGGCACAAAGUCGUGCGGUCGCCUCUGAUGCAGCGGCCAUGAAAGCCAUUGCGGGGCUGACGAUCGUUUUUCUGCCAGCAACAUUUGUCUCCGCCAUUUUCAGCAUGAGCUUCUUCGAGAGUGGAGCAGAGUGGGGUUUAUCCCCCAAGAUGUGGAUCUACUGGGUCAUAGCUAUCCCAGUCACCCUUAUCACCGUACUACUACUGCGCAAGGGACCUAAAGGCAGCAUUAUGAGGUUCUUUACCUUUUAA